CAACCUAGACCGAGGCACAGACAUGGUCUCAAUGGGGAUACCUGAGCUGACUACACUGACUGUGCUAGUUAGUGGCAGACUCCACUAAGCUGCCAUUCCCUUCGACAUUUGGAAAUUAUUGCUUAGAUAGCUAUAAAAAAAAUGUUUUCAGAAAUCAAGUGUUCAGAUAGAUGUGAUUAGCACAUUUCAUAUUUUCACUCUUAAUAUAUUCAGAACAAAAGUGUUGGAUGGAGUAGAUUUAAGUUACCAAUACUUUUGAUACCAGUACCAAUACAACUGCUGCACACAUGUUAAUAAUGUGUCAUAACUCAAUAUACUGUGGAUAACGGUGGCUUAUGUCUUAAGUGUUCAGACAGUCUUCCAACCAGCUAUGCUAAAUGCUCCAUUAAUGUAGGGUGAAACUGUAACUCUCUCUAUUGGUGCAAAAAAGCCAUAAUAAAACAAAAUUGUGGACCAGGUUUAAAAGCGCUGUAACACUAACCAUUGUGUUCAAACGGAGGCAUUAGACAUUUACAAUGUACAGACUGGAUUGUUUUGAAUCAACAUGCUUUGCUUCAAAUGUACAAAGUUAAUUGCUCAUUACUAAACAUUGAAUACAAAAACAUAUUCACGCUGAUCGUUGUAAAAAUGAAUUAUUCCACUCUAAAUGUAUGGGGAGACUUUGUAACAAUAGCACAAACUGUGAUAAUGAAGGACUCAGAGAUUUAAUAGAUUUUUCCCCCCAACCUUUCUGUCAUUAUUAUCCCUUAGAAUUAUAUUGAUACUGGCUGGCCUGGAAUAUUGAUUGAUUAUUAUGAUGAUAAAAGUAACAAAAUAUCCCAUGAAUAAACUGGUGUAUAUAUUAAUAAGAAAACGCUCAUAAUGUGCAAGACAUGAUGGCACGCGCACAGAGGUUUUCUGCAAGAUGUCUAUCGGAUGGUGGUGAGAGAUCUGAUUAGUUGAGGAGAAUUAGGGGCCGUACCAGAAUGUGGUCCCAUCAUUUAUAAGCAUCUUGAAAAUGUAUAUCAUAUCUCUGCAGUUUAUGGUGUGAGAAGUUGCAACCAACUACGAAAUCGGCCGGUCAUGGAGGUCAAUGGGUGCGAUGAACAUCAGAAUUAUGAAAUACUUGCAGAGAUAGGCGAAGGCGCAUAUGGGAAGGUGUACAAGGCCAGAGAGGUCCGCGAUCAACAGCGACUCGUAGCGGUGAAGAAGUUGAACAUACCCGGACACACGGAGAGUGGGAUUCCUGCUUUCAUGAUCCGAGAGGUGGCGCUCUUACGUAAGAUCGGGUAUUUCAACCAUCCCAACAUUGUAAAGUUGUUGGACGUAUCUGCUGGUCUGAAGAACAGGAGUUUGGACCUGACGCUGGUGUUUGAGUACAUCGACCAAGACCUGUCUACCUUCCUCACCACGGCCCCCAGCACUGGACUGAGUCUUGACAAAAUUAAGGAUGUGAUGGUGCAGCUGCUACAGGGGCUGGACUUCCUGCACACCAACAUGCUGGUGCACCGCGACCUGAAGCCGGAGAAUGUACUGGUUAGUAGCCGUGGAGAGGUGAAGAUCGCUGACUUUGGGCUGGCACGCAUCUACACCUAUCACAUCGCCCUUACACCCUGUGUGGUGACACUGUGGUACAGGGCCCCCGAGGUGCUGCUCCACUCUGGUUACAUGUCCUCCGUGGACAUGUGGAGCGCUGGCUGCAUUUUUGCCGAACUGUUCCUUUUGAGACCGUUGUUCCGUGGAUACACUGAGGCUCAGCAGCUCCAGAAAAUCUUUGAGGUGAUUGGCUUGCCCAGCGAGGAGGACUGGCCCAGGGAGAGCCCCAUCUCAUACUCCCGUAGCUGGUGCCCCAGAGACCCCUGCACCCAGCUCUUAUCCAACCUGGGCCAGGAGGAAAACAACCUACUCCUUCAAUGUCUAGAGUUCAGCCCGACCAAUCGCAUCUCAGCUUCCAGAGCCCUCUCCCACCCUUUCCUGGUGUGCGCCUGAGGACUCAUAACCUGGCAGGAUGUGGAGAGGAUGGAGGAGAGCUGGGACAGAGGUUCAUUUCCCUUGGAAUCCUUUUACCUAGCCUAUAGAACACUGAGGGUUCUCGUGCCGUAAGAUCCAAUGUACCUAUAUCGAAAUGUAGAAUUUUUUUUGGAAUGGAAAUAAAAGUGAUUUUUUUUUAGAAGGUAAAUCUGCAGGUUAAGUAAUAAAGUGGGCACCAUGCCACUGUUUUGGUAAAAGGUUGAGAGAUGGGGGGGGGGGGAUUGAACUAAUCUCAAAUUCAUAGACAGAGCUGAGGAUGCAAAGACUGACCAUCCAUGAUAUCAAAAUUAUAGAUGUAACUGUGUUUAAAGCUAUACAGUGUUUGUUUAUAAUUACAUUAUGUACAAACAAUGACGUUAAACAGGCUUAUUUGUUGGACUCCGAAGGGGUGCGACAGUUGAACUAAGCUAAUUAGGUAUUUAUAAGUUAUAUUCUUUAACAAUCAAUGGGUAUAGAUCAUCAAUUUAAAA
Messenger RNA from Oncorhynchus tshawytscha (Chinook salmon), 2480 nucleotides. It is a transcript of the gene cdk21, whose product is annotated as cyclin-dependent kinase 21. The record is from RefSeq and is a predicted model, not a curated record. The coding region runs from base 1063 to 1968 and encodes 301 amino acids. Lineage: Eukaryota; Metazoa; Chordata; Actinopteri; Salmoniformes; Salmonidae. Gene Ontology annotation, cellular component: cytoplasm; nucleus; cyclin-dependent protein kinase holoenzyme complex. Gene Ontology annotation, biological process: G1/S transition of mitotic cell cycle; signal transduction; regulation of gene expression. The transcript is spliced from 7 exons. Gene Ontology annotation, molecular function: cyclin-dependent protein serine/threonine kinase activity; cyclin binding; ATP binding.